AUGCCUCUCAUCACCGGCAUCGCACACGUGAACCUUACAGUCCCACCAGGAACGCUUGAGCAAGCAGCAUCCUUCUACGAGGGCACUUUAGGUCUAACCAGAGCACCUGUCCCAGCACUUCAAAAGGAUAGUCUUGCAUGGUUCGACAUCACGCCAGGAGAGCAACAAAUCCAUGUCUCAACCAACUGCUCAACAAAAAACGAUCCUAAAGCGAGUAGACAUCCAUGUUUCAAGCUAGAGUCACCAGAAAAAUUGGCAGAGCUGAGAGAAAAGAUCUGGGCGCAUUUUGAGAAGAAGGAUGAAGCCAGUCCAAGUGAGGCGGAUAAACCAGGUGCGGAGAAUAGCGGUGCCAAAGGAGUAGAGUAUCCAACUCGAUUCUUUGCCAGGGAUUAUGCGGGGAAUAGGCUUGAGUUCAGUCUUUGA
Mollisia scopiformis is the source of this 423-nucleotide messenger RNA. RefSeq lists its product as uncharacterized. Lineage: Eukaryota; Fungi; Ascomycota; Leotiomycetes; Helotiales; Mollisiaceae. The record is from RefSeq and is a predicted model, not a curated record. The transcript has 3 exons. The coding region runs from base 1 to 423 and encodes 140 amino acids.